This is a messenger RNA of Triticum turgidum subsp. durum (durum wheat), 1653 nucleotides long. The record is from the annotation of a GenBank genome assembly. Lineage: Eukaryota; Viridiplantae; Streptophyta; Magnoliopsida; Poales; Poaceae.
AUGGCGGGUAGGACGUUCGUGGACGCUGCGGUGCGCGCCAUGCAGGAGUACGUGCGGGUGUCCGACCUGGCCCUAGCCGCCGCGGUGCUCUUCGCGUGCAACGCCGCCACGACCCGCCUGAAGUCGCGGGGCAGACCCAUGCUGUGGCCGGUGUUCGGCAUCAUCCCCACCCUCUUCGCACACCUCGACAACAUCUACGACUGGGGCGCCGCCGCGCUAGCUCGCUCCGGGGGCACGUUCCCGUACCGCGGCAUGUGGGGCGGGGGCUCCUCGGGCGUCAUCACGUCCGUGCCGGCCAACGUCGAGCACGUGCUUAAGACCAACUUCUCCAACUACCCCAAGGGGCCCUACUACCGCGAGCGAUUCGUGGAGCUGCUCGGCGACGGCAUCUUCAACGCCGACGGCGAGGCGUGGCGCGCGCAGCGCCGCGCCGCCACGGCUGAGAUGCACUCGGCGCAGUUCCUCGAGUUCUCGGCCAGGACCGUCGAGCAGCUGGUACACGGCCGGCUGAUGCCGCUGCUGCAGCAGCAGCAGAGCCAGGGUGGCGUGACCGUGGACCUCCAGGACGUCCUCCUCCGGUUCACGUUCGACAACAUCUGCGCCGCAGCGUUCGGGGUGGACGCCGGGUGCCUCGCGGACGGCCUCCCCGACGUGCCGUUCGCGCGCGCCUUCGAGCGCGCCACGGAGCUCUCCCUCGCCCGGUUCGUCACGCCGCCCUUCGUCUGGAAGGCCAAGCGGCUCCUCUGCGUCGGUGGCGAGCGACGCCUCGCGGAGGCCGCGCGCUCCGUGCGGGAGUUCGCCGAGCGGACCGUCUCCGAACGCCGCACCGAGCUGCGCAAGCUCGGCAGCCUGCAAGGCCGCUGCGACCUCCUCUCCCGCCUCAUGUCCUCCUCGACGGGCCACUCCGACGAGUUCCUCCGCGACUUCUGCAUCAGCUUCAUCCUCGCCGGGCGCGACACGAGCUCCGUCGCGCUCGUCUGGUUCUUCUGGCUCCUCGCGUCCCACCCCGAGGCCGAGUCACGCGUCCUUGACGAUGUGCGGGCCGCCCACGGCGACGUCGGGAAGAUGGACUACCUCCACGCGGCGCUGACGGAGUCGAUGCGCCUCUACCCGCCGGUGCCCGUGGACUUCAAGGAGGCGCUCCAGGAUGACGUGCUCCCGGACGGCACGGCGAUCCGCGCGCGCCAGCGGGUGAUCUACAACACGUACGCGAUCGGACGGGACCCGGCGGCGUGGGGAGAGGAUUGCCUGGAGUUCCGCCCGGAGCGGUGGAUGAAGGGCAGGGAUUUUGCUGGCGGCGCCGAGAGCCCGUUCAAGUACGUGGUGUUCAACGGCGGGCCGAGGCUGUGCGUCGGCAAGCGGUUCGCGUACACGCAGAUGAAGACUCUGGCGGCGGCGGUGCUGGAGACGUUCGCGGUGGAGGUGGCGCCCGGGCAGGUGGUGAAGCCCAAGCUCAACACCACGCUGUACAUGAAGAACGGCCUCAUGGUGAGCUUCAGGAGGAGGGAGCAGCAGCACGUCCAUUGCACCACCGUAGCUGAGUUUAUUUUCCUGAUUUUGGGAUGGAACAGCGCAAGAAUGAUGGAAAUCUCAUCAUGCCCUGCUUUGAACAGAAGUAAACUUAAAGGAACGGAAUGUGGUACAGAUCUCUGA